UGCUGGGGUAUAAAAUCUAAUUUGUCCUUUAAAAAAAAUUACAUUAAUGACUUUGUAGAGAAUAGGAUUGCCAAAUAAAAAGAAAUUAAAAAAAAAAAGAAUAAAAAAUAAAAAAGAAGGAAUCACAUGACAGAGAUUGACUGGUUAACAGUUGCGGAACUCACAAGCAAAACCUGUAGAUAAACAAAGGUUAAGAAGGAAGGGAUUUCAUCAGCUGAAUUUUGUUUUAACAGCUAGUUGACAACACACCAGAUAGAUCUAACAGGACGGUUUGAUAGCUGAAACCAUGGCGGUCACCCAUUUAUGGGUCACGGCGGCCGCUAGAGGUGGUGACAGGAUCUUAUUUCAGAACUUAACUGGGACUGGGAGGGUUUCGAAAAUAAUUCGUAGCCUCUUCCCAAAGGUUUUUAAAAAGGUUGAAAAACAGGCUGAGUCGAAGGCGAUAUGGGCUAGCAAAACUGAGGCGACAUGGCAAAGUAGAUGCAGUCCUUUGCUUGCUGAUGUCACAACCCUUAGCCGUGGUGCCUUUACAAAGAUUUUUCCACAAAGAUCAAUGACGUCAUUUGCAUCAACUUUGAGGCUUGCUGCUGCCAGGAAAUUAAUGUAUUCAGGCUUUGGAAAAAGUUCAAAAGCUAAAAAUAUUUCAGUGUUUGGUUUUGUUGGUCUUUGCUUUGCAAUGCAGGAAGAAACAUCUUUGUCAACGAAUGAAGAAUUUAUUUGCACAGAAAUAAGGAACACUUUCCAGGGGUUCCACUCUGUAAGUCGAACUGUCACAGAUACCAAACCGGCAGCCAUCUUCUGUGUUGAAGAUUUCCAGUUUGGAAACUUUAUUGCCAAAGGAAGCUGUUCGGCUGUGUACGAGGCAAAGCUUGUGAACAGAUUUUCAUCCAAUACUAAAUCGGCUGAUAUCCAAUCAGAUGAGUCGGGGGAUGAUGAUAUCUUUCUCUCAUCUGAAGAUGAUGCCAACUUCAGUCUGCCAUCCAGCAAUACUGAAUUUCCCCUUCAGACUGAAAUAGCUGUUCAGUUUGCUGGUGGUAACCACACAGAACUUGAAGAUGUUGCUGUCCUGUUAUCUGAAGAUAGCAGUGACUUCAGUCUGCUUGAUGAGUCUGAUGUUUUUACAUCCGAUUCAGCUGAUGAUGACAUCGAGGUGAUUGAUGAAUCAGAAUCAAACUCAGAGUAUCAAGAACGUCCACACAGAGAUGACCUUGAUGAGCUGGGUGUUGUGCUGGCCACGGCCUUGGUAGACGACGUCCUUGCGGUUGACAGUGUCACUCAUGAAAGUGAUCAUCUUGAUGAGCUGGGUGUUGUGCUGGCUGCAGCCUUGGUAGACGAUGUCCUUGCGGUUGACAGUGUCACUCGAGAAAGCAAUCAUCUUGAUGAAACCGUCUUUCUGCAUGAUCUAGACAGUAGUCUGCAUUCUAAUGAUGAUUCACAGUUCGACUUGGAUGAUUCACAGUUCGACUUGGAAGAUUCACAGUUCGACUUGGCUGUGAAAAUGAUGUUCAACUAUUCUGCUGAAUCUACUGCAGAGGCUGUAACCAUGGCAAUGGAAAAAGAAAUGGUUCCACUGAAACUGGCUCACUCUGACACAGCAGUUACUAAUGUCGAAAAGUGGAAAUUUUGGAGAAGGAGAAAGAAGAGGAAAUGUCUGCCGCUGCACCCAAACAUUGUGGAGAUGAAGGCUGUAUUCAUUGACCAGGUGGCCGACUUCCCAGAAAACCACACCCAGUACCCGGCUGCCCUACCCCAAAGACUGAAUCCUGAUGGUCUGGGGAGGAAUAUGACUAUGUUUCUUGUCAUGAAACGAUACUCAAGUACUUUGCGAGACUAUAUAAGAUUAAAAACGCCUGAUGUUUAUGAAAGCUGUUUGCUGAUUUGUCAAAUUCUGGAAGGUGUAACAUUUUUGCGAGAAACAGGAGUUGCUCACAGAGAUUUGAAGAGUGAUAACAUCCUGUUGGAUUUAACCAAUCAAAAUGCACCGUGGUUAGUGAUCAGUGAUUUUGGGUGCUGCCUUCGUGAUGAUUUGGGACUAGAGAUCCCGUAUUACACGGGCGAAAUAUCAAAGGGUGGAAACAGAGCUCUCUUGGCUCCUGAGAUAGCUUGUACACAGCCCGGCCGAUUCUCUGUGUUGGAUUACAGGAAGUCUGAUGUCUGGACAGUGGGCAGUCUUGUUUACGAAAUAUUCGGUAGAGAAAACCCGUUUUACAGGCUCGAUUCCGCGACCUAUAGAGAAGGUGACCUUCCUCCACUUCCAGAUACCUGUCCAUGGAUUGUAAGAAAAUUAGUUUCGAGUUUACUUCUAAGAGAUCCCAGUAAGAGAUUGGAACCUGCAGUGGCAGCCAAUGUGAUGCACUUGUUCUUAUGGUGGCCUUCUUGGUUUUCGAAACCAUCCAAUGAAAAGGUUCAAGACUGGCUGUUGGCCUUUUCCCGUGAAGUUGCUUAUCAAGAUAUUUCCUUGUUCAUUAGCGAAUCCAAGGCCAGUGUGGAGCACAUGCUACAGCGAAGCUUUCUCUUACGACUUCACUUCCACGAGUUGAUUGAUGCUGUGAAUUUCAUCUAUGACUAGAUAUUUCGAAGUUUAGGUUGUGCUUGAAGUGCCUCUGUGUGUAAAACAAAAAAUUUAAAUGAAAACAAUAACAGGAAAAAACAUCAGAAAGCUUUGUAGGGUCUUUCCAUCUUGUGAGUUAUGGUGAAUUUUUCUUCAAAGAACAAUAAUAGGAACAGUUUUCUGGAAGUGUGAAAAUCUCAAAAUCCCCAAAAGCCAGAGUUUUAUUUUCAUCUCUUCUAGAAACUAGCAGCAGACAUUGACUUUCGGAUUCCAAGUUUCAAGGAAUUAAAUUAAUAUCAGCCUUGUUAGUGUGGUGGUUAAGCAAUAGGAUGUGAGGCUGGUAGGUACUGGGUUCGCAUCUGGGUAACAGCUCCUACCCAGAGCAAGUUUAACUACUUAAUGGCUUGGUGUAUGGCCAAUACACUGACUUCUUUUUCACUAACCACUAACAAUUAACCACUAAUCGACUGACCUGGCUAAGCCUGACAAAUUUGUUCGCCCCCAUUGCUGUCGUUUGCAGUCACUUGAGUUGAUAUAAAAAAUUAAUUCUUCCACAUAUGAUGAAAAUAUUCAGGAAAAUCCUGUCUCACCAUUAUAAAUAAAAUUAAAUAUUCUUAGACUUAAUAAAAUAUAUCCUGCGAUUAUUUUUGUCAAAAGGUCAACUGAAAAAAAUGAAAUCUGCAAAUUUGUUUGGGUAUGGCACCAUACCCAAAUAAUCUUUUGUGGGGAUUGCAUUUUACCCUCUGGUAGAAAGCCGGUCUAGAUAGCUGAAUUUAGUGUGCACGACAUCAUUCUUGAACCUUAAUUGGAUAUAAGUACAAAUUAAAAUAAUUAUAAAUGAUAUGAAUUCCUUAAAAUGGAAUUGUAUUCAUUUAAUUAAAUAAGUAGGACUAUACUUGUUUUAUUUCUCAUUUUGUUUUGUUUAGUUUUAGUUUGAAGUGGAUUCAUUUGUGUACCUAAAUGGUAGUUAGUGUUAUAUUUAAUUAACAUUUGUUUUGCAUUCAAUUUUCUCCCCACUUUUAAUUUUUGUUAUUCAUGGUGCAAAAUGUACAGAAUAAUGUACAUUUGUUAAUUUAUAAUAAUCAGAAUUAUACCUUGAUUAAAUACUUCAUAAUUUUUUAUGUAUUCUAAAUUUAAACACAUCCAUGAAAGUUAAAAGCUAAUAUUUGACUAAUGAAUGUUAUGAAAAGAAAUGUACCAGUUAAUUAAUCGGUUGUUUGGAGUUAAAACUUCUUGUAGAGUUCAUACCUCUCAGAAUGCUUGUUCUUUCUUGUUUAAGAACUAGAUUAGGCCUAGUCAUGAAUUUAAUGUACAUGACAAAUUAUUUUAUAAAAUUAAUUAAUAAAUUUUUCAACAUGCAUCAAGAUAAAAAUUUUGUAACUGUGACACUGAAUCUAUUUACAGCAGGUAAGAUAUUUAAUUCCACGGAGUUGUUCUUUAAUAUAUUUGAGAUUAUGAAAUAUUUUGACAAUUAGUGAACAAAGAUUGUCGGAUUGUUUAGUUUUCUGUUUUUUAUAUUUUAGAGUAGCCUACUUACAUGUACUUAAUUGUACAUACAUUUUGCAUCUUGAUGGAAUUUUAUACACAUUACAUGUACACAUGUUAGUAAAAACAAUUAAUAAAUUUUAUUUUUGA
Molecule: messenger RNA, 4186 nt
Organism: Gigantopelta aegis
Lineage: Eukaryota; Metazoa; Mollusca; Gastropoda; Neomphalida; Peltospiridae
Exons: 10
Coding region: 287-2569 (760 amino acids)
Biological process (GO): autophagy of mitochondrion; protein phosphorylation; regulation of apoptotic process
Cellular component (GO): mitochondrion
Molecular function (GO): protein serine/threonine kinase activity; ATP binding
Source: RefSeq, a predicted model, not a curated record